GAUUUUUGACUCAUUCGAUAUCAGUUUGGGAAGCUUCAUAACCGGCUACAUCCGAACGUCGAUAUAAAAAACUCUCCAAUUUCUUUGUGAUUUGUGUGUAUUAUAAAAAGUAAAAACUCAAAAUGCGUGAAUGUAUUUCUAUCCAUGUCGGUCAAGCUGGUGUCCAGAUUGGUAACGCCUGCUGGGAAUUGUACUGCUUGGAGCACGGUAUCCAGCCUGAUGGCCAGAUGCCUUCUGAUAAGACUGUCGGCGGUGGUGAUGAUUCAUUCAAUACCUUCUUCAGCGAAACCGGUGCUGGCAAACAUGUACCACGUGCCGUAUUCGUAGAUUUGGAACCCACUGUGGUUGAUGAAGUCCGUACUGGUACUUACCGUCAAUUGUUCCACCCUGAGCAAUUGAUCACUGGCAAGGAAGAUGCUGCCAAUAACUACGCUCGUGGUCACUACACCAUUGGUAAGGAAAUCGUUGAUUUGGUCUUGGAUCGCAUCCGUAAAUUGGCCGAUCAGUGCACUGGUCUGCAAGGUUUCCUCAUCUUCCACUCAUUCGGUGGUGGUACCGGUUCCGGUUUCACUUCCCUUUUGAUGGAGCGUCUUUCCGUCGAUUAUGGCAAGAAAUCGAAAUUGGAAUUCGCCAUCUACCCAGCACCCCAGGUGUCGACCGCUGUAGUUGAACCCUACAACUCGAUUUUGACCACCCACACAACACUGGAACAUUCGGACUGCGCAUUCAUGGUUGACAAUGAAGCUAUCUACGAUAUCUGCCGUCGCAACUUGGAUAUUGAACGUCCUACCUACACCAACUUGAAUCGUUUGAUUGGUCAAAUUGUCUCGUCCAUCACCGCUUCGUUGCGUUUCGAUGGUGCCCUCAAUGUGGAUUUGACUGAAUUCCAGACUAACUUGGUGCCCUACCCACGUAUUCACUUCCCAUUGGUUACCUACGCACCAGUCAUCUCUGCUGAAAAGGCCUACCACGAACAAUUGUCUGUAGCUGAAAUUACAAACGCUUGCUUCGAACCAGCCAACCAGAUGGUGAAAUGUGACCCACGUCACGGCAAAUACAUGGCCUGUUGUAUGUUGUACCGUGGUGAUGUAGUGCCCAAGGAUGUCAAUGCCGCCAUUGCUACCAUCAAAACCAAGCGCACCAUCCAGUUUGUGGAUUGGUGUCCAACCGGUUUCAAGGUCGGUAUUAACUACCAGCCACCAACUGUGGUGCCUGGUGGCGAUUUGGCUAAGGUGCAGCGCGCUGUCUGCAUGUUGUCCAACACCACAGCCAUUGCCGAGGCCUGGGCUCGUUUGGAUCAUAAAUUCGAUUUGAUGUAUGCCAAGCGUGCUUUCGUGCACUGGUAUGUCGGUGAGGGUAUGGAAGAAGGUGAAUUCUCCGAAGCUCGUGAAGAUUUGGCUGCCCUUGAGAAGGAUUACGAGGAAGUCGGUAUGGAUUCUGGUGACGGUGAGGGCGAAGGUGCUGAAGAAUAUUAAACAACGGAAUGAAGAGCGUAUUGAAGAAGCAUACCCAUUGCUGAAAAAAUAUUUUUUUUUUUGUUUAAGUUAAACAAAACUGAUGUACGAAUCAAGGAAAAAACGAUUAAAUUUUUGAUGAUUGUAAAAUUAACAAAGAAAAAAUUGAACAUUGAAAAGAGGAAUAUGCACAAGAUUACUAAAAAGAAUGAAUUAAAAGAAAAUUGCAUUUGAAGUUC
This is a messenger RNA of Ceratitis capitata (Mediterranean fruit fly), 1693 nucleotides long. RefSeq names its product tubulin alpha-1 chain (gene alphaTub84B). The record is from RefSeq and is a predicted model, not a curated record. Gene Ontology annotation, biological process: mitotic cell cycle; microtubule cytoskeleton organization. Bases 123 to 1475 code for a protein of 450 amino acids. The transcript is spliced from 2 exons. NCBI's taxonomy places the organism in Eukaryota, Metazoa, Arthropoda, Insecta, Diptera, Tephritidae. Gene Ontology annotation, cellular component: cytoplasm; microtubule. Gene Ontology annotation, molecular function: structural constituent of cytoskeleton; GTP binding.